Molecule: messenger RNA, 2061 nt
Organism: Miscanthus lutarioriparius
Lineage: Eukaryota; Viridiplantae; Streptophyta; Magnoliopsida; Poales; Poaceae
Source: the annotation of a GenBank genome assembly
AUGCCGUCGCUUCAAGCGGUGAUGGUGCACGGCGGCGAGGAGAAGAAGGUCGGCGCCACGAAUGGAGCGCCGCCCACUUACACGCCCCAUACUCUGGUGAGCCUCCUCCGGGCGCGGUCGGAGCGGAGCACCAAGGCCGAGGAGAAGGUGGAGUGGGUGCGGUCGCAGCUCGUCGGCCACGACGCCGAGUUCGAGACGCCGUUCGGCCGCCGCGCGCUCCUCUACGCCGACCACACCGCCACCGGCCGCAGCCUCCACUACAUCGAGGACUACAUCCUCAAGAACAUGCAUGGCUGUGUGUGCAGGGAACACGCACACACGGAGGACAGCUACGUGGGCAGCAAGACGACGCGGAUGGCGAGGAAAGCGGGGAGCUACAUCAAGCGGUGCAUGGGCGCGGGCCCCGACGACGCGCUGCUCUUCUGCGGGUCGGGCGCCACGGCGGUGGCGAAGCGGCUGCAGGAGGCGAUCGGGGUGGCGUGCCCGCCGGCGCUGCUGCGGGCGCGCGCCGCCGCCGCCGGCGCGCAGCAGCUGCUGCGCGCGGAGGAGCGGUGGGUUGUGUUCGUGGGGCCCUACGAGCACCACUCCAACCUGCUGUCGUGGCGGCAGUCCCUGGCUGACGUCGUGGAGAUCGGCGCGGGUGCGGGUACCGACGGCGACGACGGGCUCGUCGACCUCGCUGCGCUGCGGCGCGCGCUGGCGUCGUCCGAGUACGCCAACCGCCCCAUGCUGGGCUGCUUCUCGGCGUGCAGCAACGUCACCGGCGUGCUCACCGACACCCGCGCCAUCGCUCGCCUCCUGCACCAGCACGGCGCCUUCGCCUGCUUCGACUUCGCUGCCAGCGGGCCCUACGUUGACAUCGACAUGCGGUCGGGGGAGAUGGACGGCUACGACGCGGUGUUCCUCAGCCCGCACAAGUUCGUCGGCGGGCCGGGCACGCCGGGGAUCCUGCUCAUGAACCGGGCGCUCUACCGCCUCGCCGGCAUGCCGCCGUCCACCUGCGGCGGCGGCACCGUCGCCUACGUCAACGGAUUCAGCGAGGAGGUUUUGAUGAACCCGAAUGUUUCGUACUCUGGUACUGCAAUCAUUAAAGCCGUGAUAUGCACGCUUGAACCAUCGGAGUCACAACUCCGUGGCAGUACAUGCAUGACGAUCCAGUCGCUGACGCACGUGUGCCGUACCGUACACCCGCAUGCAUUGCAGGACACGGUGUACUACGACGACAUCGAGGAGCGGGAGGACGCCGGCACGCCGCCCAUCGUGCAGAAGGUGCGCGCGUCGCUGGCGUUCUGGGUCAAGGAGCACGUCGGGCGCGACGCCGUCGCGCUGCGGGAGCAGGUCUACGCGGAGGCGGCCAUGGCGCGGCUGCUCAGCAACCCCAACGUCGAGGUGCUCGGCAACGUCGCCGCGCGCCGCCUGCCUAUCUUCUCCUUCCUCGUCUACCCGGGCGGAGAAGGAGAUGACACCUCCUACGCGUCAGCGACCGGGAGCCCGCGGCGCCAGGGCGGCUGCGCGUGCGCGGGGCCCUACGGCCACGCGCUCCUCGGCGUCGGCGAGGACCUCUCGCUCCGCAUCCGCGACGCCAUCGUCAGGGGGUACCACGGCGUGAAGCCCGGGUGGACGCGGGUCAGCUUCGCCUACUACCUCUCCCGCGACGAGUUCCGCUUCGUGCUCGCCGCCAUCGACUUCGUGGCCGCGCACGGCCACCGCUUCCUCCCGCUCUACAGCUUCGACUGGGCCACGGGAAACUGGGCGUUCCACCGACGGACGUUCAAGCACCACGUCAUGAGGGAGGAGCUGCUACACGAUCACCGUGGCCGCCGCACCUCCACCACCACCGUCGUCGACGCCGAUUCGGACGACGACGACGAGCAGUACUACCCGAAGAAGAAGACCACCGCCGCGGAUCAGCAGCAGGCUGCUGGCCUGACCACCGACAAGUUUCAGAGCUACCUGGAGACUGCCACCAAGAUCGCGCUGUCGCUGCCGGACACGUACCAUGAACUCGUGGCGAGCGUGCCCAAGGGAUUGGACCCCAACGUUAUACUCUUUCGAGUGUGA